Arxiozyma heterogenica is the source of this 975-nucleotide messenger RNA. It is a transcript of the gene NDJ1, whose product is annotated as Ndj1p. Lineage: Eukaryota; Fungi; Ascomycota; Saccharomycetes; Saccharomycetales; Saccharomycetaceae. The transcript has a single exon. The record is from RefSeq and is a predicted model, not a curated record. The coding region runs from base 1 to 975 and encodes 324 amino acids.
AUGAGUACAAGAAUUCCGCUCUUCUCAAAUAAAUUGUCUAUGCAGAAUGGUUAUUCAAAGGAAACCACGCAAAAUAUGAUUUCAGUUAUAAUGGAAUAUGACAGACUUACUUUUCAGGCACCACCUGGCAAGCUAUUUCAACUAUUCGAAGAUCAUUUGGGAAAUUUAAAAGAUUUAAAUUAUACUUGCACCUAUAAUAGUUUUUACGUAUAUUUAAAUUGGGAUUAUAACCUUGAAAUCUGUCAAUUGCAAGAUUCAACUUUAUUUGAGACUAAAUCGUUUUUAAAUGAGUCCUCUAGUUUAUCAAAUAUUAAAAAAGAAGAACAUCCUCCUUUUUUAAUGAAACAUCCGAAACAACCUGCACUUUUAAGUUUGUUUAAAUACGAUAAAUGUCUAAAAGAAAAAUUGGUUCCUUUAGAGAAAUUUUUUAAAUUAUUUAAUAAUUGUUCUUAUUUAACAUCAUUUCUGAGAUUUAAAAGCAUAAUUCAAACAAUCAGUUUUACUCUUUGGAGAAAUAUAAUUCAGCAAUGGCAGUGCUGGUUUAAUAAACAAAGUAAUUUAGAAAUAAAGUUGAAAAAGAAUACAUUUCAAUCGUUAAUUGACAUUUUUAAAAAAUCUUUUUUUCAAAAUUAUUUUAUAAUUAGAGAUUCAAAAGAGUCUUCGUUAGAUGAUUUUUGUUCCUCAAUCGAAAAUAAUAUGUACAAUAAAAAUAAGCGCAAAACAAAAAAUAAAAUAUUGUCAAUGAACCAAAUAUUUCCAUAUUUCAACAUAUUAGGGAUAUGGAUCGAUAUGGGGAAUGGAAUAAUAAUUAUUGCAAAUUCAGUUUUUAAGAAAGAUGCAAUGGCCUAUGGUGAGCCUACAACGCUUGUAGCAGGCUAUUGUAUAAAUACAAUCAGACCUGAACUUUUAACUAAAAAAAUCAUUUUAUUUUUAAAUAUUUCACUAAUUGAGUUUUUCAAAACGCAGGUGAAUUAA